Messenger RNA from Colletotrichum graminicola M1.001, 1008 nucleotides. RefSeq lists its product as uncharacterized. Gene Ontology annotation, molecular function: structural constituent of ribosome. NCBI's taxonomy places the organism in Eukaryota, Fungi, Ascomycota, Sordariomycetes, Glomerellales, Glomerellaceae. Gene Ontology annotation, biological process: translation. Gene Ontology annotation, cellular component: mitochondrial large ribosomal subunit. The record is from RefSeq and is a predicted model, not a curated record. Bases 1 to 1008 code for a protein of 335 amino acids. The transcript has a single exon.
AUGCCGCCUCGGCUACCACAACAGGCAGCGCGCGCCCUGCGCAGGUUGGCGUCGUUGCCGUCAACCCCUUCCCACCCCAUGGCACGAUACCUCACCACCUCGACCACGCGCCUGGCUGCCCCGGCCGCCUCGAGCCACCCGUCCCUCCGCCUGCCCGCCGACUUCGUCCCGCCGACGAAGCCGCCCUCGGCGCGCCCUCCCGAAACGCGCAAGUCGCAGCUUAUCCGAACCUAUACCUCGCUCCUCCGCACGACGCCCCUGAUCCUCUUCUUCCAGCACAGCAACAUCACGGCCGAGGAGUGGUCUGCCCUGCGCCGCGAGCUCAAUAUGGCCCUUGCCGCUGCCACCCCCGAGGGCGCGCCCAUCGACGGGCAAGACGUCCACCUCCAGGUCCUGCGCACCCGGAUGUUCAACGUCGCCCUGAAGCUGGUCGAGUUCUACGACCCCGAGGCCGCCAAGGCCAAGCCCGGCGUACAGACGAGCACCAGGGGCCCCAUCGUGCACGACCUAAGUGCGGCCGCGUACGAGGCCAUGAAGGACUUCGAGCCCCCCGCCGACUCGGCCUACGCGCAGAUCUCGCCGCUACUGAGUGGUCCGACUGCCGCGCUCGUUUUCCCCGCCGUCUCGCCUGCCCACCUCGCGGCGGCCCUACGGAUCCUCGCCCCCAGUCAGCCCCAGUUCCCCGCGCCGACGCGCAAGAAGAGCCCCGGCUACUAUGACCCGCCGUGCCAGAGCGCGCUGCAGAAGCUGCUGCUCAUCGGCGGGCGGGUCGAGGGCGACGUGUUCGACGUUGACGGCGUCAAGUGGGUUGGCGGCAUCGAGGGCGGCCUCGAUGGUCUGCGGGCGCAGCUCGUCCAUCUGCUCCAGAGCGCCGGCCUGGGUCUCACCACGGCUCUCGAGGGCGGAAGCAAGAGCCUGUGGCUGGCGCUGGAAGGUCGGAGGACGCAGUUGGAGGACGAGGGUAAGGAGGGCGAGACGAAGGCCGAGGGGGAAGCCAAGAGCGAGUAA